This is a messenger RNA of Magnolia sinica, 1336 nucleotides long. RefSeq names its product extracellular ribonuclease LE-like. Gene Ontology annotation, cellular component: extracellular region. Gene Ontology annotation, biological process: RNA catabolic process. Bases 65 to 802 code for a protein of 245 amino acids. The transcript is spliced from 4 exons. The record is from RefSeq and is a predicted model, not a curated record. NCBI's taxonomy places the organism in Eukaryota, Viridiplantae, Streptophyta, Magnoliopsida, Magnoliales, Magnoliaceae. Gene Ontology annotation, molecular function: ribonuclease T2 activity; RNA binding.
GAGCAUUUUCAAUCCACCCAAGCCCAGUCAUUUCUACUGCUAGAAUCCCUUUGAAGAUACAACUAUGUCUGCUCGAAUUGCAAUUCCCAUCCUUCUCUCUGUCCUGCUUCUCUCUGGGGCUCAUGUGUUUGGAUCUUUUGAUUAUUACCGUUUCGUUGUUGAGUGGCCAGGAUCCAUUUGCAAGGACGUCAAUGGACCCGGAUGCUGCAGGCCUACUACAGGGAAUCCAAAAGAAGACUUCCAUGUCAAGGCCUUGUACACGUACAGUGGUUCCCAGCCCAUCACAAAGUGCAACACUACCAAGUUCGACGUUAAUCUGGUAUCGAGCAUCAGUGAGGAGUUGAACGAGUAUUGGCCCACCAUCAAGUGCCCCAGUAACAAUGGGCAUACUACAUGGAAUGACGCAUGGAGAUUGUAUGGAGUGUGCACGGGCUUAGGUCAAAAGGAUUACUUUAAGACAGCGUUGAAGCUACGGUCCAAGAUCAACCUGUUCUCGCUAUUUAAAAGGAACGGAAUCGUCCCAUCUGUCAUCGACAGCUACGAUUUUGUUCUCGUCAAGAACACCAUCCGCGGUGGCAUCGGAGCAUCAGCUGCGAUCGAAUGUACCAUGAAUGAGUGGGGUGAACAUCAGAUGACUGACAUCCACAUUUGUGUGGCCAGAGAUGGUACCACAAUUAUUCAAUGCCCCACCUUGCCAAAAUUCAAAUGUGACACACUAGUUUCCUACCCAAUCUUCACCUUCGACAUGCUUAAAGAGACUUCAAUGUCCACCAACCCCAUCAAAAUGUCUGUCUCUGAGUGAUCUCAGAUGUCCUACUUUCACAGUAGAGGAAAUACAUGAUACUCGACUAGAGGAAGUGUUCUGUAUGCUUAGGUUUGCAGUUUGUGAGCGUAUGGCCCUUUAUUAAAUAAUCCAGAUUAUUGGUCUAUUCUCUCCCACUUUAGAUGGACCACUCUCAGAAAUCUCCCACAAAUCUUUUGGCUUUAUCCAGUUUAUGUGGUUGGUUACUCUAUAGUAGGAAAAAGGCUCAAGAUCAGGGUUCUACAAUCAAAGAGAUGUUUAGAGACCAUCAGACUAAUGGUCUGGAUCAUGAAAACAUGGGCCCAUUUUUACAAAGCUAAUAACCUAAGUAUAGUGUCCAUGUGCCGUGGUGGAGGAUCAUGUAUUUCUUUGCUGAAGUAGUAGUGUGUUAGUGUAGUGGUGAGGUGGGUGCAUGUAGGCUUCUUGGCUCGGGAGAAGGGCAUAUAUGCCGCUUAUGUAUAAGUUUGGUUCCUCCCUACCUUUUUAAGUUUUGUAAUAAAGAGCCCCCAAUAUAAAUAUGCUUUAGUUUAUUAA